Messenger RNA from Puntigrus tetrazona (Sumatra barb), 1215 nucleotides. It is a transcript of the gene chek2, whose product is annotated as checkpoint kinase 2. The record is from RefSeq and is a predicted model, not a curated record. Lineage: Eukaryota; Metazoa; Chordata; Actinopteri; Cypriniformes; Cyprinidae. The coding region runs from base 104 to 1072 and encodes 322 amino acids. Gene Ontology annotation, cellular component: nucleus; cytoplasm. Gene Ontology annotation, biological process: protein phosphorylation; mitotic DNA damage checkpoint signaling. The transcript is spliced from 12 exons. Gene Ontology annotation, molecular function: protein serine/threonine kinase activity; ATP binding.
AGCACAUGGGUGGGUGGACGAUGACAAAGUAGGAAAAGGGAAGCAAAGACUUCUUAGCAAUAACUCUGUUAUUGCCCUUGCAGAACAAAAACAUCAAGUUUUUAUGUUCAUAGAUAAAAUGGGGGGUGAUCAACCAAACCUUCCUUUAGAGUUCAGCAAAAAAUAUCACAUAGCGCGAAAGAUUGGGACAGGCGUCUGUGGUGAAGUCAAGCUUGCCAUUGAAAAGGAAACCUGUAAAAAAGUUGCUCUGAAAACUAUAAACAAGAACGACUUCCCGUCAAUAGGCACGGCCACACGAAAUGCAGAGCGAGAAAUAGAAAUUUUAAAGAAAAUUGAUCAUCCGUGCCUGAUCAAGACAGAAGAUUUCUACCAGACAGAAGAUUCUUACUACAUUGUUUUGGAGUAUGUUGAAGGAGGAGAGCUGUUUGGCAGGAUCAAGGCCAAGAAACAGCUGGAUGAAGAAAUCGCCAAACUCUACUUUUAUCAAAUGCUCAGGGCUGUAGAGUAUCUUCACAAUAACGGGAUCAUUCAUCGAGAUCUCAAGCCUGAGAAUGUGCUGCUGGCUUCACAUGAUGACAUCUGUUUGAUUAAGAUUACAGAUUUUAAUCAGUCCAAGAUUUUGGAGGAAUCCUCCCUGAUGAAGACGCUCUGCGGGACGCCCACGUAUCUCGCCCCGGAGGUGUUCACACACGCUGCGACUGUAGGAUAUACAAAAGCGGUCGAUUAUUGGAGCCUGGGGGUCCUACUGUUUAUCUGUUUGGGGGGUUAUCCUCCAUUUAACACCGAGUGCUCCACCAUGUCAGUGCGUGAACAGAUCAUUAACGGCCAUUACCGCUUCAUCCCAUCUCAGUGGAAGAAGGUUUCAAAUGAAGCCAAAGAUUUGAUCAAGAAGCUCCUGGUUGUGGAUCCUGAAAAGCGUCUGAGCGUGGAAGAGGCACUGACACAUCCGUGGUUGACCGAUGACAAGAUGAGAAACACUGCUAACCAACUGAUGCAGUGUGAAACAUCCAAGAAACGCAAGGCAGAAGAGGCAGAGGGCGAACCACCAUCCAAGAGGAAACCUGGGCCUUGACUUGCACACGCUUUUAUUUGUUUCCUGGCAUUUUAAAAGCCCUUUCCUGCGACUAAUUCAUCCUGAACGUCUGAACACUGUACUGGCUUUGUAAAUAUUUAUUUCUACAUUUCCUGUGUCCAAAAUAAAAUGUUUUAAAAUUU